GUCACUCCGGGCAUAGCUGCGCAGCACGCGGCUGAAACCGAGUAGGAGUCAAUAAAUAAAUAAAUAAACCACCACCACAAUGCCGCGACAACAACGCUCUAUACAGACUUCUCGUGAAGGCAGACUAAGCCUUGCUAUCGCAUCCUAUCAUAAUAAUCUAAAAAGUUCUAUCUACUCUCUUGCGAAAGCGUAUGACGUGCCAAAAUCAAAACUCCAGACGCGUCUCCGCGGUGUCCAGCCACGGUCAGAGAUUGCGUCUACUAGGCGCAAGCUAUCACUUAUUGAAGAGUAGUCUCUUGUUCAGUGGAUUCUAGAGCUUGACCGACGUGGAUUUCCAC
Messenger RNA from Bipolaris sorokiniana ND90Pr, 338 nucleotides. RefSeq lists its product as uncharacterized. NCBI's taxonomy places the organism in Eukaryota, Fungi, Ascomycota, Dothideomycetes, Pleosporales, Pleosporaceae. The coding region runs from base 80 to 292 and encodes 70 amino acids. The transcript has a single exon. The record is from RefSeq and is a predicted model, not a curated record.